Molecule: messenger RNA, 1161 nt
Organism: Naegleria fowleri
Lineage: Eukaryota; Heterolobosea; Eutetramitea; Acrasida; Naegleriidae
Exons: 1
Coding region: 1-1161 (386 amino acids)
Molecular function (GO): hydrolase activity, acting on ester bonds
Source: RefSeq, a predicted model, not a curated record
AUGUCUUUUUCGUUGAGUCAAGUCAAUAAUGGUAGCGGAUUCCAACAAGGAUCAUCAUCAUCGGGAGGAUUUAGAUCUAAUAAUCAAAGGAAUGGAUCAUCAAAUAAUUCCAAUUAUAAUAGAUUCAGAUCGGAAAAGCCAAAGAAUACUGCAAGCAAUAGCAGGUCGACUGGAACGCCAUCAUCCGCUGAAGAAGGGUUGGAGGCCUACAAUAAGCAAGCCUUGGCAGAAUUGGUAGAGAUAUUGGAUGAAACACCAGAUUUGGGAUUUGUUGAUACUCAUGUCCAUUUCGAAUACAUUUUACAAAGAAUGUUUAAUGCACAAUUGGGUGAAGUUGCUUAUAGUGAAAAGAAAUUGAUGGAUACCUUGUGUUUUGAAACAAAGGAUAAGAAUCUCUAUGAGAGAAUUUUAUCAAGAAUGAAUGCAUUUGUUUGUGUACAAUGUGAUCCAACUUCAUUCUCUAGUUUGGGAUUGUGGAGAGAUUUGCUAGAAAUGAAGAAUUUAAAGAUUGGUGUGACAUUUGGUUUGCACCCUCACAAUGCAUCUUACUAUGAUGAAAAGAUGCAAGACAGAAUUAAUCAAUGUAUUGCUGAGGCAGGAGAUAAGUGUGUUGCAUAUGGAGAAUGUGGACUUGACUAUCACUAUAAUAAUUCUCCAAGAGAACAACAAAUGUCAUGUUUUGCCAAGCAAUUGCAAAAUGCAGUGGCUCUCUCACUUCCAGUUGUGAUUCAUGCAAGAGAGGCAGAAGAAGAUGCUUUCAAUAUCAUGAUAGAAAAUCUUCCAAAAGAUUGGAAGAUUCACGUUCACUGUUUCACAGACCGAGAGGAAUUUGCUAAGAAACUCAUCUCACAUUUUCCAAACUUGUAUAUUGGAUUUACUGGUGUUGUGACCUAUGCCCCAAGAGGAAACUCAAACCAUAAGGAUCAAAAUUUAGAAGGCGUCAUUCGUUCUCUUCCAUUGGAAAGAAUUUUAUUGGAAACGGAUGGACCUUACAUGCCUGUUCGUCUCUCUAAAUCGGUCAACACAGGAAAGAAGAGACCAAUUGCCCACUCUGGACACAUUCCACUCAUCGCUAAGGGAAUAGCUCAUAUUAAGAAAGUUUCAAUCAAGCAAGUGUUUCAACAAUGUCGUCUCAACACAACGAACAUGUACGGAUUGUAA